AUGGACGCAACCCAGACCACAGUCGUUACUGUCAUGGGCCAGAUCGGGGCCUUGAUUGGCAGUUGCACAAUCGGGUACAUCAGUACAUUCUUCGGUUGGCGUCUGACUAUGUCCGUCUCUUGUGUUUUGGGAGGCGCCAUCAUCCUAGCGUAUAUCUUGCCACGGAAUAUGUCCUUUGCAGCGUAUGCCAUUUUUGAGCAGUUCUUCGUUGGUGGAGUUUGGGGCCCAACGCCAAUUCAUCUCAUCGAGCUCUCGUCGGUUGCUCUCCGAUCUCUUAUGGUCAGACUGACCUAUCAGCUUGGUGAUCUUAGAUCUUCCGCCUCAGCCACGAUCCAGUUUAUCAUUGGCGAGCGAUUCCCGCUACCACCCGGGCUCAAUGGCAAGGCGCGGUUCAAUGAUGGCAAUGUCAUUGCCAGUUUCAUGGAUGCGGCCCGGGCCUUUACCUUAUUCUUUCUGUUUUGGGGACCUGAGAUGUCCCAGGAAGAGCGUGACGAAGAAGCCGAUGCCGCUCUGUACUUGGAGAGACUGCGCCAGCAAGGUGUCAGUUUGGCAGAAAUCAGACAGAAUCAGUCCAAGAAUGGCAAUAUUCUUGAUAAAGAUGGAGAAGUGGAUAAAGCCCAAAGUGAGCACAUUGCCUAG
Penicillium soppii is the source of this 639-nucleotide messenger RNA. RefSeq lists its product as uncharacterized. The transcript has a single exon. The record is from RefSeq and is a predicted model, not a curated record. Lineage: Eukaryota; Fungi; Ascomycota; Eurotiomycetes; Eurotiales; Aspergillaceae. Gene Ontology annotation, biological process: plasma membrane lactate transport. Bases 1 to 639 code for a protein of 212 amino acids. Gene Ontology annotation, cellular component: plasma membrane. Gene Ontology annotation, molecular function: secondary active monocarboxylate transmembrane transporter activity.